Mizuhopecten yessoensis (Yesso scallop) is the source of this 1334-nucleotide messenger RNA. RefSeq lists its product as uncharacterized. NCBI's taxonomy places the organism in Eukaryota, Metazoa, Mollusca, Bivalvia, Pectinida, Pectinidae. The transcript has 2 exons. Bases 358 to 1107 code for a protein of 249 amino acids. The record is from RefSeq and is a predicted model, not a curated record.
GGGUAAUCCUCACUUAAUUAUUGAUAUAUGCAAAUUGCCUGUAUUUAGUAUACAUAUGAUAAUUGGCGAUAAAAUAUAAUACAGAAUGCUAAUUAGUCCCCCAUCGGUACUACUGGAGGGGACUAUAGGUUUGCACUCUGUCCGUCCAAGUUUGUCCAGAGCAAAACUUUCUUGCUAUUUCACCUACGUUCACCAAAUUUUCCAUGCUUACCUAUAUUGGGAAGACGAUUCGACAAAGUAUCGCAUACUAAAAUCGGGUCUUGUGCCCCAAUAUUUACGGAGUUAUGGCCCUUUGUUUAUUUUUCAUACUGAAGGUGGGGGACUUUGGAUUGCUCACAAUACUUUGCCUUGUAUUAUAUGAUAUUGAUUUUGAGGGUUUUUUCUGCAGAAGUUAUUGUACAGGAGAUGUGCACCUCCUUAGAAAAGAUGCCCCUCCUGUCAUUUCUGAGGAAGGUUGGCCUGAUGAGGAAGUGUCUAGGUAUACCGGACAUGGCGAACAUCUCCCUCAGGUAUCAGCAAGGGUACCGGUUUGUGAACACCACCGUGGUGGGAGGUAAGGCAAAGGUGAAGGUAAUUAUAAGGUCGAGAGGAUGCUCUGGAGGUGUGUCGGGAGGUAGCACCUGUAGAUCCUGCACAUCACUAGCAGAUGGACUUAAGUCAGUUAAGUUAGCACCAGUGGCAGUGCACCCCAAUACACCCCUGUCAACAUUACGCCCAAGUGUCCUUAUUAAUGAGCUAAAAACAACAAGAGAGGAAAAAAAAAACAUCCAACAAAAGAUCAAAUCCAUGGAUGCUCUGGUCUCAAAGGAGGUAUCGCAGGGAUUGCUGGCUUCUAUUGAGGAAAAUUCGAAGACAGCCCCAAAGAAUGAGUUUAUGGAGCUCUUUUGGAUGGAACAAAGGAAAGCCAUGACCAUGGAUGCAAGAGGGAUGCGGUGGCAUCCUAUGAUGAUCCGCUUUGCGAUAUACCUCCACUAUCAGAGUUCCAGGGGCUAUGACGCACUGAAGGAGGCUGGAGUCCUGCGCCUUCCCAACAAGUCAACACUCCGGGACUACACCAACGUCAUUCAGCCCCAACCAGGAUUUCGGCCCCAAGUGUUUCAGGUAUAGAGGAUCUUACAUGAGUGUCAAUGUAAUAAGGAAUUUAUGAAACAACUUUAAUAAUUUGAUAUAUCACGAGCCUUUAUGACAUGGGUGUAUUACUUGGCAGAACAGGUCAGUUAUGUGAUGAAUUAACUUAUUCUUUCUGAUACUAACUAUACACCUGUAUACUAUGAUUUUAUUAAAGUAAAAAGUAACGGUGUAAUUGUGAUCUCUGGUGCACAGUUGAUAUUGUG